AACUAAACGGAGACAGUGACUGCGAAGCAUCAAAACGAAGAAGAAAUGGAGAAAAGAGAAGACUUGAAUUCGGUUUUACCCUACUUGCCAUUGUUGGUUCGAUCAUCAACUCUGUUUUGGCCAUCGAAAGUAGUCGAAGCUCUAAAAUCAAUGGCGAAAGGACCCGAACACAGCCGUGUGAACUCAGGAGAAGUGCUUUCUGUGGCCAUUUGUGACAUCAGAAGCUCGCUCUCUCUCUUUGAACCUCUCGCGCCUUUUGCCCUCAAUGUUUACGCGCUUUUCUUCGAUGACCUUAUAUCUCGGGCGGAAUCAACAAAGUGGUUUGGAGAGGUUGUUCCGGCUCUAGCAAAUUUUCUCUUGAAGUUGCUCUCUCUAUUAGAAAAUCACUAUCAAAACGUAGAUGAUUUUCUUGGAAAGUAUGGCAUCAAAACAGGUCUCCGCGUAUUAGGUCCACAAGAAGCUGGGAUAGUGUUGCUCAGCCAGGAAUUGAUUGGUGCUCUUCUUGCAUGCUCUUUCUUUUGUUUGUUCCUAGUCACUAAUAGAGGUGCAAACCAUCUUCCUACCAUCAACUUUGAUGAAUUGUUUGCGAGUCUAUAUGAAAGUAAUAGUGAAAAUCAGGAAAAUAAAAUAAAGUGCAUUGUACAUUAUUUUGAAAGGAUAUCCUCAUGUAUGCCUGUUGGCUCUGUCUCAUUUGAGCGGAAGGUUCUUCCUUUAGACCAUCAUCCUUUAUUCAUCUCUUAUCCUUAUGCUGACGCUUGGAGCAAAUCCGUCAUUCCUCUCUGCCCUUUUGAGGCUUACAGUUUAGGCUCAAUAGAAGAUCACUCCACCGACACUCUUCAAGUGGAUUUUGCAAACAGGUAUAUUGGAGGUGGUGCACUUCAUAGGGGCUGUGCACAGGAAGAGAUCCGUUAGAUCAAUCCAGAAUUAAUUGCUGGGAUGCUUUUCUUUCCUUCCAUGGCUGACAAUGAGGCUAUAGAAAUUGUUGGUGAAGAAAGAUUCUCAGACUAUAAUGGGUAUGCCUCGUCAUUUUGUUUUUCUGGUGAUCAUGUGGAUAAAAGGAAUGUUGAUGUUUUAAGUAGACGUAAAACGAGGAUAAUUGCUAUAGAUGCAUUAUGCUGGCCCGGAACGAAACAAUAUGCGCUAAAAUACCUCCUUCGGGAGACAAAUAAGGCUCUUUGUGGGUUUAUUGAUCAAUCUAAAUUUGGUGGAUAUGAGAGACUUUUUCCAGACAUGGGACCUCAUGAAGCCAAGGAUAAAGACAACAUAUCGAGGAAUAAUUUUUCGUUACAUGAAGCUUCCUCAACUGGUUUUGAAACAAAUGAAGGAAUAUCUGUAAAUCUGAUGCUCAGAAAUUCCGACCAGAAGAGUUGUCAGUUUCUGAGACAUAAGGAAUCUCCAGGGAUUGUGACUGGGAAUUGGGGAUGUGGGUCUUUUGGGGGAGAUCCUGAGCUGAAGGCCAUAAUUCAGUGGCUUGCUGCUUCACAGGUGACACAGUGGAUUCUUACACAUGAAUGGACAGUUGGGGACCUCUGGAAUAUGAUGGUAGAAUACUCAUCGCAAAGAUUGAAGGGAGAAAUGAAUCUUGGAUUCUUUGCUUGGCUUCUUCCGUCAUUAACUUGCCAUUAAUCCAAGAUAUUUGACUUGCCAUAUACGCGUUAACUUAAUUUUUAUGAUCAUUAGUUGAAUUAGAUUUACACCAUUUUGCUUUUCUGUAUAUAAUAUUGUUCUUUGAGUUGUAUGUUCUGAUGAAAAAUGAAAUUUGUUGUUGUCAAUAGGUCUAACUGGGGUUAUUUUGUAAAAGUUCAAUGCUCUGCUAUUCUGUACCUUUCUUAUUCUUGUUUGUAAAGGGAGGGUUCUGAAUAGCUGAA
This is a messenger RNA of Pistacia vera, 1868 nucleotides long. RefSeq names its product poly(ADP-ribose) glycohydrolase 1-like. The record is from RefSeq and is a predicted model, not a curated record. Gene Ontology annotation, biological process: nucleotide-sugar metabolic process; regulation of DNA repair; carbohydrate metabolic process. NCBI's taxonomy places the organism in Eukaryota, Viridiplantae, Streptophyta, Magnoliopsida, Sapindales, Anacardiaceae. Gene Ontology annotation, molecular function: poly(ADP-ribose) glycohydrolase activity. Gene Ontology annotation, cellular component: nucleus; cytoplasm.